Messenger RNA from Peronospora matthiolae, 1047 nucleotides. Lineage: Eukaryota; Oomycota; Peronosporomycetes; Peronosporales; Peronosporaceae. The record is from the annotation of a GenBank genome assembly.
AUGGGCAUCCAUGCUGUUAGCGUCAUGCUAGAGGCUCUCAAUAGAGAUGCCCAACAUGCUACUAUCGCCAAGUUCAUUCAAAAUGAACUUGACGCAGAACGCGAGAAAGUAGCCUUGCUUCACCAACAAGGUUCUCAACAAGCAGAGUUGUUGAGAGAACAAGGUGCUCAACAGUUUGAACUGUUGAGACAGCAGCAGGCUGCUGCUGGCGGGUCGAUGCACUCGCGUCGGCCCGAGACUUUGAAGAUUGACAUCUCAAAGUAUAGAGGGGUCGAAGAAGACUCCCUCUUGAGAUGGUUCGUCGAGGUGGAUGACGCCAUAAGGGCGCGUCGCAUCGACGACGGGGAUAUGCAAGUUGCAUUUGCCCAGUCAAAUCUGGCAGGACGUGCCAAGACUUGGGCACUGGGGCUCAAGCUGCACGACCCAUAUGCGUUUGGGUCGUUGGAAGUCUUCAAGUCGCGGCUCAGACAAACGUUUGAACCGCCUAGAGCUGAGUUCAGAGCUCGAACCGAACUCUUGAAGCUCAAGCAGGGUAAGCGUGAUGUGCACGCUUACGCUCAACAUAUACGACAUCUCACGAGUUGUAUAAGUUCCAAUCCGGUGGAUGAACACACGUUGGUUUCGGUGUUCAUGCAGGGUCUUGCGGAUGGUCCCGUCAAGACUCACCUGUUCCGGCUUGAACUAGAUUCACUAGAACAAGCCAUUUCAAUUGCGGAGCAGGAAGACUUCAGUCUGAGACAGGCUCGCGCCAGCUCGACAUCAUAUCGUCAACCGAGACGAUAUGACAACGGAGGUCCAGAGCCGAUGGAACUCUGUUAUGUAGAGAGCGAGAAGGCUCGCUCUACAGGCUACAAGAAGUUGCAGAGAUGCAACAGAUGUCAAAAGACAGGACACUACGCUUACGAGUGUAGUGCCCCUCGUCCAGUGUCUCGCGACACUGGGCGUAGUGACCGUCCACCCAUGAGAAAGGGGCAGGGACGAGGGUCCGCAGUUGGUGCAAAGACGCAACAACAGGAUGGACCGUCAAAAAACGGACAGGAUCAGUAG